GUUUCUUUCUGAGAUAUUCUCGAAUCAUCCCUAUCUCUUUGCCCUUUUCUCGUGAAGGUUCAGAUAACCGGUAUCAUGGACUUCCAGCCCAAGAAACAACCUUUCAGCCGAGGUUCUGAGACUAUCGUCCCAUGCCAGCACCAAUCAACUGUGUCCUCCCCUUGCACCCAGUCCCCAGUGCAGGCGGCCUUCCCACAGCCACAUGCCAGAUCUCCAAUUAGCCAUGGAUGUUCUGCGAAAGGCUUUCCUUCCUUUGGCACACCAAGCGCUGUCGGAUACUCGCAGUCGAGUGUGUAUUCCCCUAGUCCCAACACGGUCACAAUGGGGUACUCGUACUCGAGCAGUGCCCCAACAGACCGCACGGCGUCCUAUCAGCCCGUGCCGCCGCAACCACAUUCCGCCUAUGCUGGUGGCUCGUCAUAUGAGAUUCAGGCAACCUCGAUACGCCCGUCAUCUUUGCCGCACCACAGUCACCCGAAUAGCCCUUUGACGUCUUACUCGGGUUUAUCAGGUCACUCCUCCGCCGCAAGUUCUUACGGCUAUCCCUAUGCCGCUAGUUCUGCGACAACAAGCCCUAGCACAGCGAACACGCCUGUACAGCCCUUGUCACCCACACUCAUUGGAGUAGGGAGUUGGGACAAUAUCAGACCACCCAUAGAGAACUAUGAGCAACCAACCAUGGACCGAAGCAGUCGGGAAGGGCGUAGAGUGUAUGUCACAGAUUUCCCACCCAAUCCCGCGCGAUCUGAAUCGAUAGAGGUCCAUCGAUCCAGCAGUCCUUUGAAAGAGGAAGACAUCUAUACAAAGAGACGCAGCGUUCGACCUUUGGCGUCGUGUAAAGAUGACCAAAAAGGCACCAGCUCCCGGCCGCGCAAAGACGACGAUAAGGAAGACAGAAGGAAACGGGGCGAACGGAGACGAGAAGGUGUUUCGGACAGACGUGAGACAAGAACGUACUAGUUUGGCAUGUAACUUCCGGAUUUUUUCCUUCCUCUGUAGGUUUCCAGUCACUCUCAAGGGCUUCUUUUGCACCCUCUAAAGAUCUCAUUCGGGUUUGUUGCGACAGUAGUGGUGUUAAGAUCCAAUCAACUUCUGGCUAGGAUAAGACCGUUUACUGUUGCUGUCACUAGCACAUGUACGAGGGAAUUUCAAAAUGCAGGUCUUCGAAACUUUCUUUCCUGGAAUCAUGAGAAGCUUAGAAAUGUUUUUCCACUUCCAUCCCUAGAUAAUAUGACGCAUCGGCAUCCGCCUCUAACCACCAU
Colletotrichum acutatum is the source of this 1262-nucleotide messenger RNA. RefSeq lists its product as uncharacterized. Bases 76 to 960 code for a protein of 294 amino acids. The record is from RefSeq and is a predicted model, not a curated record. NCBI's taxonomy places the organism in Eukaryota, Fungi, Ascomycota, Sordariomycetes, Glomerellales, Glomerellaceae. The transcript is spliced from 2 exons.